UGAGUACUAAUUUAUCAUGUCUGGGGCAAUAGCGGGUAUAUGCAAUCAGAGUUCAUAAUCGGAAAGUGUGCCUAUAUAAGCCCGCAACCUGCAAUACCUCAGCGGAACAUAGGGACCGGGUGACACAGGACGCGUCUGGGCAACUCUCGUCGAUAACUUUUUAAGUGCUCAACAUGUGGAACAAACUCCUUUGCGCAUGCGUAUGCAUCGCGCUCGCACGUGCUGCCGUGGUACCGGAAGCGCUCCACUACAUCGGCGUUGGCUACAACAUUGUGCGAGGCAAUCCCGAUGGUAACUUCUGGCACACCGGCGGCGACGACCCCGGUCUGUUGAGCACACGAAAAAUCCUGAACCUCUCAAGCGCGGUGGAUGUGCCCGCGGAAAUUGUCUACGAGCAUCACGACCAAUGUCGAGAGGCCCACGAAUUUGUGGUGUUCCACGACACUCAGUCGUACCAGAACAAGCUUAAAGAGCGAGUCACAUCGUCAGGUACCAACAACGACGCUCUGGCAGCCGUAGCAUUCACACUCAGUGCUGGCUACAAGGCCAUCGAACAGCAGACGAAGCGUGACUACUACGUGUUCAUGGAUGAGCAGACAACGUGCACAUCCGGUCAGGCUCGCUACAAGUUGGCGCUUUCCCAAGGCAACCAUUACGGACUUACCGACGAGUUCGCCGCGGCCGUUUGCAGACUGCCUCUCUCUUAUAACUCCACCAUUUACAAGCAAUUUUUGGAGACAUGGGGAACACAUGUGACAGACGCAGUAGAGACUGGGAACGUAGUUAUCAAGCGGUAUAGUUGCCCAUCGAAAGAAUACGUGGAGCACGUGAUGAGUGUGUCCCCCCGCGAUGUCUCUCUUGGUGGCGUAUUUAUGAACCACGCCUCCUCCUUGGUGGUGGACAUGGGCGCCUUCCGGUUCCGGUCUCACUACCGUGACGUGUUCUGCAACCUCACGGAAACCAUAACCCUGGGAAGCGCAGCCAACCCUGAGCCCAUCGGCUACGACAUGACAAUUAUCUCGGAUAUGCUGGAUUCCUCCCACUGGCAGAACGUGGCCGACUACGAGAAGCGAGGCCUCUGUCCGCACAGCAUUGAGGCGGCCUUGACCUACAUGAGGAAGAACCUCGAACAAGCCAUCACGGAGUAUCCCGGGCUCGCAGGAGCGGUUCCACCAGCCUCCUCACCCCUGGCUAUCCCCGUGACCUGGCCCAAGGGUACGUACUCCCUGGCCAAGCCGAAGUCGGGCUGCCCCGCGGGAGAUUUCACGUGGUACGAGGGAUGGAGGCUGCAGGACACCGAGACACAGUCGCCCGACAACGCCUGGUCCCUUAACAACAACAUUGCCGGAAAACUGGAGGUGUCUCAGCUGCAGCUCGAGUAUUGCACGAAGGGAGAGAGCGAGCCAACCGACUUUGACAGGCACUGGCCCAAGGGAGACUACUGUAUUUUCAAGUACGGAGAAUGCCCCGAAGGUUUCGCGGAGGGAUACGUGAAGUGGGACGAUGAGGACAGUCUGAACAGGAACGACUGGCAAGGAGUACUUCCGGACGGCUCGUACGAUCAGGACACGCUCCAAAAAUUCUGCUGCAGAUCUGACGGCAUGCCCACUGAAGCCAUUAUCCUUCCCACGGACAAGCCUUUCUACUUGUUCCAGUACAAACGUGACGUGUGCCAGAAAGUCGCCAACAUGCAUGUGGUCGAGGAGUGGCUGCGCUGGGACGACGAGGAUUUCAAGACGCCCAGCAACUCCGAGAUCGGUUCCGUACAUCCGGGCAUGGAGUUCUGGAACGAGCCCACGGGUGCCAGCGGCAGCGAGAUCUACUACUGUUAUUACUCUCCACAAACUAAAUAAAUGUCCUCUCUAUCUCUGAUUUGUACCUAGGAUCAAAUUGUGUUAUGUGUGGAUCGUCAUCGUUUAUUUUAAAUUUACAUAUUUUACAUUUGCUAAAAACAAGUCGGCCUGGAGCGUUAUCAUUAAAGCGCAAUGCGUGUGCGUAAAGUGUCGUCCCAGAUCAGCCUAUGCAGUCUGCACACGCCAAUCUGGGACGACACUUUCCGUGCUAAUAUACGUUUUGUUUAAAGGAAGUUUCUUCUGAACGAAUAUCCAGUUUAGGAAUAGAGUGUCAUCCCUGUAAGAAUGUGCGGACUUCACAAUCUAAUAUGGAGGGAUACUUAACGCACAAUUUACCGCUUCCCUCGGAUAUAUAGCUUAUGUCUAGGUAGAUGUAACAGGCAUAGAACUGAACUGUAAUAACUCCCAAUCUUCUGACCUUAUUUGAGUAAUACAUUCGUCGCCAAGUGUAUUUUAGAAUAUUCGUGUAACUUAGAAACGAUGUUAUGAAUAUCCCAUAUCAUUUACUGUUAUCUUUGUUUGUCCAAUAUUUAUAGCAACCAUACCGAUAGAAUGUUCCUUAGAUAAGUUUGAAAUAUUUCAUGUCACAUGUCAUGUAAAAUUGUGUUGCUGAAAUAAAUUCUUCACCACACAAAA
Messenger RNA from Dreissena polymorpha, 2489 nucleotides. RefSeq lists its product as uncharacterized. Gene Ontology annotation, cellular component: membrane. Gene Ontology annotation, molecular function: wide pore channel activity. Bases 174 to 1853 code for a protein of 559 amino acids. The record is from RefSeq and is a predicted model, not a curated record. The transcript has 11 exons. Lineage: Eukaryota; Metazoa; Mollusca; Bivalvia; Myida; Dreissenidae.